Messenger RNA from Nerophis ophidion (straightnose pipefish), 2167 nucleotides. RefSeq names its product calpain 5b (gene capn5b). The coding region runs from base 156 to 2099 and encodes 647 amino acids. The record is from RefSeq and is a predicted model, not a curated record. Gene Ontology annotation, cellular component: cytoplasm. Gene Ontology annotation, biological process: proteolysis. Lineage: Eukaryota; Metazoa; Chordata; Actinopteri; Syngnathiformes; Syngnathidae. The transcript is spliced from 13 exons. Gene Ontology annotation, molecular function: calcium-dependent cysteine-type endopeptidase activity.
GUGGUGGUGAGGAACCCCGGCAGCCCCUCUCCCCCCACCCCCGACCCUGGAGAGCGAGAGUUGGACCCGGCCGGACCCCCACCCCGGUCCCCGGAGGAGAGGACCCGAGAGAGAACCAGGUUGCCACGGGAGAGGCCUCUGCUCAGGGCUGCAGUAUGUUUGCGUCGGUGAAGGCCUUCGAGGGGCAGCAGUACUCCACCCUGAAGAGGCAGUGCCUGCAAAGCGGCCUGCUCUUCGAAGACCCCCGCUUUCCUGCGUUCGAUGACUCGCUCUUUCACCACGGCAACAGGAUCGGACGUGUGGUGUGGAAGAGGCCGCGGGAGCUGUGCGAGGACCCUCAUCUGUUCGUAGAUGGCAUCAGCGCGCACGACUUGCACCAGGGGCAGCUGGGUAAUUGCUGGUUUGUGGCGGCGUGCUCCAGCCUGGCCUCCAGAGAGUCUCUGUGGCAAAAAGUCAUUCCCGACUGGAAAGAGCAGGAGUGGGACACGGAGAAGCCCGACUCGUACGCCGGCAUCUUCCACUUCCGCUUCUGGCGCUUUGGCGAAUGGGUGGACGUGGUGAUCGACGACCGGCUACCGACGGUGGACAACCAGCUGGUGUACUGCCACUCCGACGACAGCAACGAGUUCUGGAGCGCUCUGGUGGAGAAGGCCUACGCCAAGGUGUAUGGCUGCUACGAGGCCUUGGAUGGUGGAAACACGGCCGAUGCCCUGGUGGACUUCACAGGCGGUGUUUCGGAGCCCGUGGACCUGCUGGAGGGUCAGAUGGCAACCGACGAGGUGGCGCGCAACCAGCUGUUUGAACGAGUCCUCAAAGUCCACAACCGAGAUGGCCUUAUCAGCUGCUCCAUAAGGGCAACCACCAUAGAGGACAUGGAGGCGCGGCUGGACUGCGGCCUGGUCAAAGGCCACGCCUACGCCGUGACCGAUGUCCGCAAAGUGCGGCUGGGCCACGGGCUGCUGGCCUUUUUCAAGUCGGAAAAGCUGCACAUGAUCCGCAUGAGGAACCCCUGGGGGGAGAAAGAGUGGAGCGGCCCAUGGAGUGACAGUUCAGAGGAGUGGAACAAGGUGAGCAAGAGCGAGAGGGAAAAGCUUGGCGUCACCGUGCAGGAUGACGGCGAGUUCUGGAUGACCUUUGACGACUUCUGCCAGUACUUCACCGACCUGAUCCUGUGCCGCCUCAUCAACACCUCCUACCUGAGCAUCCACAAGACCUGGGAGGAGGAGGUGAUGAGGGGCUCCUGGGUGCACCGGCAGGACCCCCUGCGCAACCGAUCGGGAGGCUGCAUUAACCACAAGGCCACGUUCCUGCAGAACCCUCAGUACGUGUUUGACGUGAAGAAGGUGGAGGACGAGGUGCUGAUCUGCUUGCAGCAGAAAGAGAAGAGAGCCACGCCCAAAGAGGGCAAAGGGGAAAACCUUGCCAUAGGCUUCGAUAUUCACCGGGUGGAGCUCAACAGGAAGUACCGUAUGCACUCGGCCCAGCAGAAGGUGGCGGGCUCCAUCUACAUCAACUCGCGCUGCGUCUUCCUCAGGAAGGAGCUGAAGGAGGGUCGCUACGUCAUCAUCCCCACCACCUUUGACCCCGGGCAGCAGGGCGACUUCCUGCUCCGCGUCUUCACUGAUGUGCCUUCAGACUGCAAAGAGCUGACCCUGGACGAGCCUCCUCAGACGUGCUGGACGGGGAUGUGUGGCUACCCCCAGCUGGUCACUCAGGUCCACGUUCUGAGCGCCGAGGGUCUGCAGGGACAGGAGUCCAACGGAGCGUCUGUUUCCGCAGCCGUCGACCCCUACGUGAUCAUCACCUGCGAGGGAGAGAGGGUUCGCUCGCCCGUCCACAAGGACACGCGCUCGCCCAACUUCGACAUCAAGGGUCUGUUCUACCGCAAGAAGCCCAAAGAAUGCGUCCACAUCGAGAUCUACAACAAGAACAUGAUCGUGGACACCUUCCUGGGCCAGGUGGUGAUGUUCAGCGACCCUAACGAGCGGCAGGAGCAGCACACGCUCCACCUGCGCGACAAAGGCAACCGCCAGGACAACGACCUCCCGGGCACGCUCACUGUGCGCCUCAUCACCUCCACCACGCUCACCAACAUUUGACCGCCAUUCCUCUACGUGGACUUUGUAAUGGCCUUCGACGUCAAUAUCUUCACUCCGUGUCGCUGCUG